AUGUCCUCUCCACACGACUCUCAGGAGAUCAGGCCAGAGCCAGUGAAGAAUGUUCUUGCGGGAGCUUCCUCUGAGGUGAGUAUUGACAGCGAUCCAAAAGAGGUGAAAAACGAUAAUUGGCUGAAGAGACUCGGUCACCAAAUCGUCCCAGACGGCGGAUUUGUCUCGGGUGUAUUUAAUCUCGCCGGUGGAAGUCUCGGUGCGGGUAUCCUCGGACUCCCAUCCGCCUUUCACGCCUCCGGUAUCGUUAUGGGAACCAUAUACCUUAUUGUCAUUUACUUGCUCACGGUAUUCUCAAUGGACAUUCUCGCACGUGCUGCAAAAAAGACGGGAAUUCGCAGUUAUGAAGCAAUGGCGCGCCAUUUAUUUGGACGUGGUGGUGAUAUCUUUACCGCUGUUAUUAUGUUUGUCAAGUGCUUUGGAGCUUGUAUUGCCUACGUUAUCUCUAUAAGUGAUCUGUUUUACGCGUUUCUUACGGAUGACAACGUAACUGGAUAUUGGGCUUCACGUAGUUUUAUUCAAGUUCUCACAACUAUUACCUUCUUCCUGUUUAUGUUGCCACUUUCUCUUCCGAAGCGGAUCAACUCAUUGCGUCAUGUUUCACUUUUUGCAGUAGUAUUUAUUGUAUAUUUUGUGAUAUGCGUCAUUGUGCAUGCUGCUAAAUUCGGUAUGAAGGAUGGUUUGAGGGAUGAUCUUGCAUUAUUCCAAUCAGGAAACGAAGCUAUUCGAGGACUUGGUAUGUUUAUGUUUGCGUAUAUGUGCCAGAGUAAUAUGUUUGAAGUAUGGAAUGAGAUGCGUCCAGUGCAGAGUGUGAGUCAAAUGACUUAUCAAACAGCCGCCAGUAUGUUACUGUUAACCGUCUUUUACUGGCUUACUGGAUUCUUUGGUUACGCGGAGUUUGGCCCAGAAGUCGGAUCUUCUGUUCUUAAGAUGUAUCGUCCUUUACAUGAUGUCGCAAUGGCUAUUGCCUACGUUGGUGUUAUUAUUAAACUUUGUGUGGCCUUUUCCCUGCAUAUUCUUCCCUGUCGUGAUUCUCUCCAUCAUCUUCUUGGAUGGUCUUUGGAUACGGUGGCGUGGUGGAAGAAUGCCCUUCUCUGUACCGUUUGCUGCUGUGUUGCCCUUGUUGCCGGUUUAUUUAUUCCCGACGUGAAUGUUGUCUUUGGACUUCUCGGCUCCUUCAGUGGUUCUUUCAUCGGCUUUGUCUUCCCCGCCCUCUUCUACAUGUACGCUGGGGAUUUCAACAUCAAGUCCGUAGGCAUUUUGAUGUAUCUCUCCACCUACGCCCUUCUUUUCGCUGGGGUGGUGGUCAUCUGCUUUGGUACCACCUCUACCAUCUACGGUGUGGUUAAAAAAUAA
This is a messenger RNA of Trypanosoma theileri, 1356 nucleotides long. RefSeq names its product amino acid permease. NCBI's taxonomy places the organism in Eukaryota, Euglenozoa, Kinetoplastea, Trypanosomatida, Trypanosomatidae. Gene Ontology annotation, molecular function: amino acid transmembrane transporter activity. Gene Ontology annotation, biological process: amino acid transmembrane transport. Bases 1 to 1356 code for a protein of 451 amino acids. The record is from RefSeq and is a predicted model, not a curated record. The transcript has a single exon.